Dissoconium aciculare CBS 342.82 is the source of this 966-nucleotide messenger RNA. RefSeq names its product autophagy protein-like protein 5. The record is from RefSeq and is a predicted model, not a curated record. The transcript is spliced from 2 exons. Lineage: Eukaryota; Fungi; Ascomycota; Dothideomycetes; Mycosphaerellales; Dissoconiaceae. Gene Ontology annotation, biological process: autophagy of mitochondrion; cellular response to nitrogen starvation; C-terminal protein lipidation. Gene Ontology annotation, cellular component: phagophore assembly site membrane; Atg12-Atg5-Atg16 complex; cytoplasm. Bases 1 to 966 code for a protein of 321 amino acids.
AUGCCGAAAUCACCCGUCGGCAUCACCGAGCUGCAAUCAAAAGUGUGGAACGGAUCGUUGACCCUAGAAAUCAGAUUGUCACCGUCGGAUUGCCGCACCUUCGAAGAGUCAAAGCCAUAUCUCAUUCAAUAUCCAAGACUAUCUUACCUGGCAUUUCUGCUACCGCGUCUGCAUGCAUUCUUCCUGCCGAGUCUGGUAAAUCCAGAUCUGUCGGUGCAUGACGCAUGGCUCUCGUUUCAGGGUGUGCCUCUGAAAUGGCAUUAUCCCCUUGGCCUUCUUUACGAUUUGUUUGCUGGUGCAGAGCCUGCUGGAUUCGACGAACAACAUGAAGUGGGCAGCCUUGAUGUUGCUGCCGACUCGACUGCUGCUCUGACCUCCACAAUUCCAUGGCGCCUGACAAUACAUUACACAGAUUUUCCCUUCGACCAAUUGAUAGCGUUGGAUGCCGAGGGCAAGACGAUACAGGACACUUAUGUGAAUAGUGUCAAAGAAGCCGACUUCGUUCGCAACGGUACCGCGAGGACAUUCAUGUCGCUGAGCAAGGAUGAUUCGGACGAUCUUUGGCGAGCUGUCCAGGAACACGAUCUGCAAUUAUAUAACAAAAUAAACAACAAGCUCCUCAACCCACCUGGGAUGGAACUUCGUCAUGUUCCCAUCAAGAUUUAUCUACCCACCUCUGCAAGACAACCCGCGACCGAGACCAUUCAGGAGGAGCCAUCUCCGGGCCAUCUGAGAGUCGUACAGUCUCUCGUACCGCUCUUGUUGACGUCUAAACAGCCCCAAACGCUAGGGACUGCAUUAAAGACCAUCCUGCCUACAAUAUUUCCCAGUCAACGAAACCCUAUCUUUGCUCGUCCAGUAUUGCAUGGCGCAGUUCUACCGAUGGUGGCGCGUUUGGGAGAUCUGGGAAAGGCAGCAGCCUAUACUGAUGGAUUCCUUCAUAUCACGGUUGUCAUGCACGGCUGA